UUCCCUGCUGAUCGCAAGGUCGAAUACAGCUCACGCAGCUACGACUAGAGGUCUUGUUUUCUCAACCGAACCUCAGGGCAUGACUGUAAUUUGAGUAAAAAAUUGACAGUUCGAACGCGUUGAAAGUGCUUUGACGACUGUUCAUGAAAUUCAAGGUACUUAUGACAGGGUCCACCGGUCAGUGCACAAGGUGGUGAAAUAUGUCAACGCGGUACAUGAAGAAGGUCUAUGGGGGCGACGAGGGCCUCGAUAAAGAUUGCGAUCCAAGCGACGUCGAAAAUCCGGUUACCGGGGGUGUCAGGCGGAAGCAGUUCAACGUCUUCGACUUGCUGAAUCAGAACUCUGAAAGUGAAGCAAAAGAGGAUGACGACAGGGAGACGUCGACCGCCGCUGGAGUUCUGUCCGAAGAUGCCAAACGCAAAAAGAAGAAAAAGAAACGGAAGAAGACUGACAAUUCAAAGGUCCAUCGGACAGCCAGGCGGAGUUCGGAGGACAACGAAGAGGUCGAUGAGAUCGAGCGAACCGUUAGGGAGAUCAACGAACUCCUGGGUGAGCCUCUACCCAAUUCCAGCGGAGGCGAUCUUCAGGAUUCAAGUUCAGGGUUGCAGAAGAGCAAAGAAAAUGUUCUUACCGUUCAACACAAAAAUUUGAACCCCUACAAUGAACUGAAGAGGAUAUUUGGCAGCAAAACCAUUCAGGCUGAACAAAGUAAAAGACGAGGUCGAGGACGCUCUGGCCACCUCAAGAAAACGUGGCUGGUAUCUGCGCGAGAGAAUUGGCCGCCGAUCGGUAAAUCUGGUCUCUCAAUGUCGUUGGAUCCAUCCCCGGAGAGUAAGGAAGGGGUUCAGUAUUUCAUGUACGAUCACAACUCGUCUUACCGACAGACCCAAAUGAAGUUUUUGCAAGCAGUUGAGAGCCUAAACCCUGAUAACAUUGUCGCCAUUAUAAACGCCCAUCCAUAUCACGUCGACGCUUUACUACAACUGGCCGAACUCUGCAAGCUCAGCGAAGAUCUGGCUAUGGCUGCUGAACUGACAGAGCGGGCCUUGUACUGCUUAGAAUGCGCCUUUCAUCCGCUGUUCAAUGUCACCACUGCUAACUGCAGGCUGGAUUACAAAAGACAGCAGAAUCGUGCCUUGUACAUAACGUUGUUCAAACAUUUGAUUUUCGUUGGUGGCCGAGCGUGUUAUAGGACAAGUCUGGAGUUUUGUAAAAUGUUGCUGUCCCUCGAUCCUGAAAAUGAUCCACUGGCGAUAGUCCUGGCGAUAGACUUCUACGCAUUGAGGGCACGAGAGUACGGAUGGUUCAUAGAAUUUUGUGAGGCCUGGAAAGACAGCCGAAAUCUUAGCCAGCUUCCCAAUAUUGCAUACAGUUCGGCAUUGGCCAGUUUUCAUCUUGGAACUGAUGGCCUGGCUGAUGAGCUCCUUCAAAAUGCUUUGAGCAUGUUUCCAAGUUUGCUUAUACCAUUGCUGGACAAGUGUGGAGUGCAGACAGAUUCGAGGGUGAUGGGUCACGAUUUCUUCAACAGUCACGCCAAGUCCACAACUCCUCCUGCAUUGGAGAAAAUUUUAGCUCUCUAUGUGGUGCGCAGCUAUCAUCUGUGGAAAGAGGCUGACAUCCUACCUUGGCUUGAACGAAAUGUAAAUAAGGUUUUAGACCGAUAUGACGCUGGCCAUGAUUUCUUCAAGUAUUGCGUAGAAAAACGCGCGAAGCGGUAUCAGGGAAAAUUGCCAAAAAGUAUCUUGAGACAUAUCAUUCUCUCAGACAUCAAGGAAAUAACCGUCGACAUACAGGAGAUACAAAAUCAAGGACCAGUCUUAUCACACGACCCCCUUCCACCAUCGGAUUCGAUUGACUUGUACACACGACUCCAGGUUAAUCCCAGAAGCAACUCCAACAACUCCAAUCUAUUUUCCCUCUUCUUUACCUCCCUGUUUACGGACAUGGAGGAAGACGUUGUCGCCGCAGCUGCAAACGGCUAUAACUUGUUCGAAAACGCAAUCGACAACGCGGGAAACGUCGAAGUAGCCCGAGAUGCGGUCAGAGCUGAUCUCAGGAGGGCGGUAACUAAUCUGCUACACGAAGUCGGCAAUUUAUUGUUACACAGGGCACCGGACGGUGUUAACGACGCUGAUGCCGAUGAGGAUACGGAUAAUGAUCAGGAAGGAGACUAGCUUCUGUGACAACUUGAAGUGUUGUUACAAUAUGACCAUCGAAAACUGUUUAUAUACGUCCGUUUUUAAUAUUUGGCGUGUGCUUCAAGAUGGACCACGUUUCUCUAUCUCGUAUAUGAUACAGGAAAGUCUUAAAUGUAACGGAAAAUUCUGGUAUUUUGUUAAAUUUAUUCAGCGCGAUGGUCUGGCUGAUGGAGAGAAAGAGUACGUUAAUGAAUUGAUUAUUAUCAGAUUGUUGACUGAUCUCGUAUAUGAACAUACGGAGAACGCAGAAAGCAAUUUAAGUUUGGGAAUAUGAAUGUGAAGUCCCGUGAUGGACGGGAUUUCGUCGUUAGCCUGUGAUUGAAGGAUGUAUACAAUUAUACAUGGUAAACAAAACGUAUUCAAGUUAAGCUUUUACCAUUUGAUUUCAUAAAACCAAUAUCAUGAAUAUAUGUAGAAUAACGGGUCUAAUACCGUGUUGUGUAUAAAUAUUUGAUAUCUUGAAUUUAAAGGGAACAAUUAUUCAUUUGGAUUAUAAUUGCCUCGUUUUAGUUAACAGGGUAAAAACAGAAAGUGAUAUGGUGGAUUUUGCAGUAGGGGAGAUUCAACACGAAAUGUAAAAACUUUCGGCGAGAAACGAUACAGCUUUUUGUUGCAGGGAAAGCAAAAGAAUGUGAAUAUAUAUAUGUUGAAUAAAUGUAAUUAGAAAAGA
Messenger RNA from Diprion similis, 2868 nucleotides. RefSeq names its product transcription factor 25 (gene Nulp1). The coding region runs from base 201 to 2174 and encodes 657 amino acids. The record is from RefSeq and is a predicted model, not a curated record. NCBI's taxonomy places the organism in Eukaryota, Metazoa, Arthropoda, Insecta, Hymenoptera, Diprionidae. Gene Ontology annotation, cellular component: RQC complex. The transcript has 8 exons.